Molecule: messenger RNA, 6762 nt
Organism: Paramecium sonneborni
Lineage: Eukaryota; Ciliophora; Oligohymenophorea; Peniculida; Parameciidae
Source: the annotation of a GenBank genome assembly
AUGUAAUUUUUGAAGUCCUACCUCACUGAUUAUAUCAAUACCUAUGUUUUUGAAUACUUUGAUAAUAUUUCCAAAGAAUAAGUUACUACUCAAUUAUCUAAAGGAUAAAUACAAUUAAAUAAUAUGUAAUUCAAACCUAACAUCUUUAAAAAAUUCAAUCUCCCUUUAAUCAUAAGAGAAAGCAUCAUUAAUAAUAUUAGUAUCACUUUAGGAAAACAAUAUUCUAUUAAAAUAGAUACUCUUCAUAUUGUAAUAGAAAUACUCAAUUUAUAUGGAAAUUUUAUUAUGGAAAGUGCUAUCAAAUUAUAAAUUCUUGAUAAAUUUAAAAAUACCUUAGUUGAAGAUCUUUUAAAAGCUAUGGCAGCUUAAGACAAAUAAUAAUAAGACCCUAAAAAGAAAUUCGCCUUCAAUUUAAUCCAAAAUAUGGAAGUUGAAUUAACUAAUUUAAACAUUACUAUUAUUGAUAAAUAUUGCACUCAAAACUCUUUCGGUAUCAAAUUAGAACAUUUAACAUGCAAAUCCUCAUCCAAUCCUAAUCAAUCUAAAUUAAGAAAUAUUGAAAUCAAGAAUCUUCAAUUAUUUUGGUAAGAUCCUGUUACUUAAUUAAAUGCUUACGCUACUCUUGAAGACGUAGCAGAAUUAAACUCUGAUAUCCUCUCCUUUUAAUUAGGAAUUGUAUUUGAUCGUCUAUAAUUUAAUUGCUCUAAAAAUUAAUGUAAUUCUAUAUAUCGAUUUUCUGACUAUAUAUCAUAAUUUACUAAAAGAUAAAAUUAAUAAGUGGAACAGAGUCAGAAUAAGGAAGAUGAUGAAAAAACAAAAGCUGAAAUUAAGAAUAUCUUAAAAAGCAUCUCUCUAACAGAGUCAUCAAUGGAAUCACAAGCGUAUGAAUAAUUAUGUUAACUUGCAUAAACAUAAUCUAUUAAUGAUCUAAAAUAAAUACAAUUUGAAAUUUUGAAAUAUGAUAAAGGCGAGGAAAUUUUUUAAUUGAGAAAAAAGAAACUAGGUUGGUUUGGAGGAAUGGUGAAAAAUGAUAAAAAAAUGGAAGAAAAAAUUAUUAAUAUACUAGAUGUAUUAGAAUAAGAUCCCAAUAUGUAGUAAUAAUAUCUUAAAAGUCUUUAACUUAAAUUUGAAUUAGUUAUAAAUUAAUGUCAAAUAGGCUUAUCUUCUAUUUACAGAGGAUAAUUGAAUUAAUUAAUUAUCAAUUUCAAAAAUAUAAGUAUGUCAAUGAUAAAAACUAAUUAAUUGCAACUAGAUUUUACUGUUAAAUAAGCUGAAGCUCUCUUAUAAUAUUAAGAUAAAAUAAAUUAUUUAAUUUCCAAAAAUACAAAUUUUGAAGAUAGAUAUAUUUUAGAAUUACAUCUCAUUAAUGAAGAAAAAAAGGAAAGUCUUUUUAUUUAAACUUGUCCCUUUUAAAUUCUAUUUAAUCAAGAAGCAUUUGAAAAAUAUUACGAUUUAUUUUAUUUUUUUGUAGUAUCAGAAAAUUAACUACCUAAAUUAACUAGGAAAGCUAAAGAACAAAUUUAAGAUAUUGUUAGCGAUAAAAAAGAAAAGGAUAUAAACUUUAAAUUUGAGAAAGUAUACAUACUUUCAACAAAUAGUAAAGAAACAUUUUUAUUCAGUCCAGGAUCAUUAGAAUUUAAUUAUAAAACAUAAAAUUAAUCUCUAUAUAAGAUUAAAAUAUCUGACACUACUUUUGGAUUUUCUGAAAAAAUUAGUUCAUGUAUUAAUUUUAUAAAUCAAGAGUAUUGUUUCAACAGUAUAAUAAUUUCUAGAGAUUUUUUUAAAAUAACAAAAUGUGAUAUUGAUCUCAUAAUUUAUUUUUAGGAUAAUUAAAUUAAGUCAAUAUUAGAAUUAGGUGAUUUGACUUUUUAAAUUAAUCCUAUUAUUUAUAAAUACUUGUAUUAAUUUUAUGGAACUCAUUUUUAAUAACCAUUAAAGGAAUUGAAAAAUCAACUUAGAAGUAAUGAAGAGAAUCAACUUAAAUUUUGUUUUUUUUAUAAUCCCCAUAAUUAAAAUAAAAUUAAAUGUAGAUUUACAUUUUAGAAAAAUUUCUUAAAUUUAUAUGAAGUUGAAAAAGAUGAGAAAAUUAUGAAAAUAGAUUUAGAAAAUAUAUCAUAUUAAAAAUUAACAAUAAAUUAAGAUCAAGUUUUAAAAUUAAUAACAAAUAACUAAAAUAUACAAUUAGAUUUUUAAACAGAUGAAGAUAGAGAAUUAAUUGUAAAUUAAUGUUAAAUUUCUCGUAAUGAUAAUUAUUUUGUAAAAAGUAUUUUGUAAUAAAAUUAAACUGACAGUGUGAAUUUUUAAAAAAACUAAUAAUUAAAUUAAGAGAGCUUAUCAUCAUUUGAAAUGAAAUUAAAUAGUAUUUAUAUUGUAGUUUUUGAAAAUAAUAAUUAACCAUGUCUUAAUGUUCAAAUUGCUAAUUUAAAUUAUUUAAGUGUGGGUUCAUAAUUGUAAUAAAAUACAACCUUAAAAUUUAAUCAUUUCAUUAUUACUAGAGAUGUUAAGUGUUAAAAUCAUUAUUUUCAAGAUAAAAAAUUUUUAGAAAUUGAAAAUGAUUAAAAUUACUCAGCAAUAGUUGAGUAUUCUAAGCAAUUAAAUGAAGAAUCUACAGUUAAAUUUUCACUUCCUUAUUGUCUUUUAAGCUACAGAGCUAAAAUAAUAGGUUAAAUAUUAGAAUUUUAUCCUAUUGAAAUGAAAUAAGAUUGGAAUUUAACAAAAUUUAUCAUAAAUUCUUAUUUAACAUAGUAUCCAGAUCUUUAAAUAAUUUGUAACAAAAUGAUAGUUGAAAUAAAUUUGAAAUAAAUUUUAUUUAAAUAGAGUGAACUUAAAUAAAUUAAAUGGUCAUAAAAUUUCAUUUCAAUUAUGUUUCUAUAAGAUUCACCAGAUGAAGAUUGUUUAUAAUUUACUAGUGUUCCUUAAGGAAUAUUGAAAGUUUAGAAUUAAAAAGAAAUGAUUAUAUAAAUUAUGCUUUAAGAUGCUUAAGCAAUAUUUACUUAAUAACAAACACUUUAAUCAAGUAUUUAUAAGAGAAAAAGUACUAAAAAAGUACUUUUAUCAUCUUGCAAUAUCUUUUUUGAUUGGCAACUAGUAUUUUAAACAAAAGUGAUAAAUCAUUAAAUGAAUUUGAGAAUAAAUUAAUUAAAAGUCACACUGGGUACUUAAGAUAUUUGUUAUAUCAUUAAAGAAAUGAAAAAAUUAUCAAAUUAAAUAAAAGAUUUCUAUGAUUCUCAUGAUAUUGCUAGUUAUCUAAUUUAAUAUAGAGAAAAGACAUAUUCAUUAACAGUUGGUGUUGAAACUAUAAUAUAAGCAGUAUUUAUAGAUGAUUUUUUAAAUUCAUCAUUACCAAUGUUUGGUAUAAUUUAGAAGUAACCACUUUUGAAAUUACAAUUAAAUUAAAACGAUAUGUAUUAUUACACUAGAAAUCUAUUUGAAUUAUAUAAUUAUCAUUCUACUAAAUUUGUAUGGGAACCAAUUAUUGAACCUAUUUAUUUAGAACUCAUUUUAUAAAUUUCUAAUCUAAAGCCUAAGAUCAAUCUAGACUUUAAUAUACAAGAUAUCUGUAAUAUUAAUAUAUCAAUGGAAAUAUUAUCCAAUAUAUUGAAAUUUAAGAAUUUAAUUAAAUCAUCUUAACUUAAUGAACAGAAAUAAGGAAAUAGGCAGAUAAAUUAAAAUUAUUCUUAAAUAAUUACAUAUGAAACUUAUGAAAUAUUUAAUUCGAGUGGUUUAUUAAUUGUAGCUUAGGGAGAAGAUAGACAAACAUUUGAAUUAACAAAUUUAUAGAAAAAACUUACAAAAUGUAAUGGAGUUUUCUAAUUUGAUAUCUAUGGAAUAAAUACUACUAUCAAAAUAUAAAAUUGGUCUUUGAAAUAAUAGAAAAAAAAAGUCAUAUAAGAAAAAGGUUUAACUUUAAUAAUUGAAACAAUUGUAGAUGAAUUUAUGAAUUCCUCUAGAACAAUAAUUAGUAGCAAUAUUCUAUUAAUAAAUUAAACUCCCUUUCCAUUAUAAAUUAAAAUUUCUCAUUAAGAAAUACUAAAUUUAGAUAAAAGUAUUAGACAUUAAUAAUUUCAAAAAUUUUAAAAGUAUCAAAACAUUUAUUAAAUUCCAAGUCAUUAUCAAAAAGGUUAAUUUUGUCUCUUUGAAAAUAAUUAAUCAUCUGAAAAUUUUAAUUAUUCAAAUAUUGUUUAAAAAUUAAAAAAAGACAAUUUUGAAAUUUUAAGUCUGAAUAAAAAAUUCUUUAGAAUAAAAUGUGUACAUGAUCCUUUAAUGAAGGAAAGAUCAAUAAUCUCAAUAGUUCCAAUUGUUGAAUUCAUUAAUCAAACACCUUUUAAAAUUAGAAUAGAUAAACAUUGUCCUUAAGCUAAAUAAUUUACAAAUUUCAUUAUAAUGUAGAAUGAAAUAGUACCAGAUUGUGAAAUAAAUCCUUCUAUUGAAUACUUAUUUAGUUUUUCAAUUGAUCGAUAUUAUUAAUCUAUAUAAUAUUCAUUUGAUGAUUUGAUGAAAGAAAGGAGUGUGCUUUUGGAAGAUGAAAAAUGGUAAUUAAACUAUGACAAAAAGAAUUUAGCUUUAUAGUUAUUGAUAAGGCCAAAAAUAGAUAAUUAUGGAAGACAUCAAAUUAUUAUUUAAUUUGAUAAGCCUUACUUAAUUAAUAAUACAAAAUUAGAUUUAAUAUUUUAUUAAGGAAUUGAAAAGAAUUUAGAGAUUUUAGGAGGAUAAAAAUAAAAUACAUCUUAAUAAUUGAUUACUCUUAAAAAGAUUUAAGAUAAACAUAUAUUAAUUUUUGAAGAAAGAAAUACAAACUUAAAAUCAUAACCUUUAAUGUUAACUCAAAUCAUAAAUUCAGAGACUUUAUACAUUUAAAAAAAAGAGAAUAAUCAGCUAUAUUAUCUUCCAAUACAAAUAGAGAAAAAUGUUAUUUAAAUGGGAGAUUAAACUAUUCCAUAUUUUGAGUUGUGUUAUAAAUAUAUGGUUUUUAAUAGAUUGAAUUAGAUUGUUUAACUUUGUUAUGAAGAUAAAAAAAUCAUAUUGGAACCUUUUAUUAAAUUACCUUUAUAAAUUUGGAAUUAAAAUCUUUUGAAUGAUGCUGAUCUACCCUAUGAAUGUUCUUUAAAAAUUAAUUUUGAAAAUUAUGUCUUACAAACUGCAAGAUUCAAUAUAAUGGCUUAAUAACAAUUCAUUAUGUUGUUAAGAUCAAUUGAUCUGUGUAUUAGACUAUUUAUAAAAGUAUCUAUUUUAGAAUUAAAAGGAUAAUUUAUAUUUUUUAUUGAUGAAAUUGAAAAUUAACAAGAUUUUCCAUACAUUAUUAUAAACGAAUCUAAAUCCUUAUAAAUAUAAUUAAAAAGUGAUAAUGAAACUUUAACUUAUGGAGAUCGGUUUCCUUUAGCUAAUUCUUAUCAAACUGAUAGGGAAUUUACUUAUCUAGUUAAUUUAAAAGAUUAAAAGAUGAAAUGGGAGAAUUCGAUAUAAUUUUAAUUAAUGUUAGAUUAGAUUGGAUUAAAUGGUACGAUAGAAAUAAAUCGAUAGAAAUAUGAUUAUACUGUUAUUUAAAUAGCAUAGUAGAAAUAAUUUAUUUUUAAAGAUUUUCAAUAAUUAAGUCAAAGUUAGAUAUAAAUAGAAUAAGAAAAAAUUUAAUAUAUUUUGGAACUUAAAAUGCAGAUUUUUGGAUGCACAAUAUCUUAUUUUGAAAAUUUAAAAUAUUAAUAUAAGGAAUUAGCAAUUUGUUUUUUAGAAAAUAUAAUAAUGAAUUAUUAAUCAAACGAACAGAAUUAUAAAUAGAUAAAUUUUAAGUUAUAAAAAAUACAAAUAGACUCUUAAUCGAAAAGUUUGUCUGAAGAAAAGACUAUUUUAUUUUCUGAAGUUUAAUAAUCAUAGAAUUCAAUAGAAUUUGAAUUCAGAUUAGAUGGAUCUGCAUAAAAUUGCAUUUGUGUUGAUUUAGUAAAAAUAAAUUUUGGAAAUUUUUAAUUUUGUAUGGAUUAAAGAUUAAAAGAUAAAUAAGAAUAAAUUUAGGCAUAAUUUUAUGAUUUAAUUGGUUAAUAAUCAAUUUAAAAUUCAAGAAAUUAAUAACUUACUGAAUUAGAAAUACCAACAAAUUUGAAUAAAAAAAUUAAUUCAAUUUAAAUCAAAUAAGCUAAGAUAUUUGUCAAAAAAUUAAUUUUAUGUCCGAUAAAAAUGAAAAUAUCUUAUUUAUAAGAUAUUUAUUAAUUAGAGAGGUAACAUUUUGUUUAAGAAAACUUUAUAAGUUCACCAUCUAAUUUAUUUCAUAAAAUAAUGAAAAAGUAUAUUUUUGGAGAUUCAAAGUUUUUAUUUAAUAUGAUAGGUUAAUUCUUAAUAAAUAAACUAAAUAUAAAUCAAACUAAAUUGACAAAUUGGAAUGAAAUAAGAAUAAAAAGAGUAUUGUAUGAAUAAAUGAAAUUUUAUAAAGUCUUUAAUAAACAAUAAGCUAAAAAUUAUUAAAUUUUAAAGUAAGCUUAGAAAUGUGAUCGCAACAGAGAGUAUUCUAAUAAAAAAUUUAUAAUUAUUAGUAUUCAUGAGGUACUUUAAAAAGGUUAGACUAAAAUAUUAUACAUUUGUGAUCAACAAAUAUUUUUCAUACAUCAAAACCUUAUUUAGAAUUAUAUGGAGUAUGAAACCAUAUAAUUAGUAUAUUCAUAACCAGAUAUUUUGCAUCUUCAUAUAGUAAGUGAAAAAGAAGAAAUAACAUUAUUAUUGGAAGAUUAAUAAGAUUUAUAAAUUGCAACAUAAAAUUUAAAUAGAUUUUAAAAUUGA